Hevea brasiliensis (rubber tree) is the source of this 2259-nucleotide messenger RNA. RefSeq lists its product as uncharacterized. Lineage: Eukaryota; Viridiplantae; Streptophyta; Magnoliopsida; Malpighiales; Euphorbiaceae. Bases 1 to 2259 code for a protein of 752 amino acids. The record is from RefSeq and is a predicted model, not a curated record. Gene Ontology annotation, biological process: DNA integration. Gene Ontology annotation, molecular function: nucleic acid binding. The transcript is spliced from 7 exons.
AUGGAAAAAGAAGAGGGCUCAGGGCAAAAGGAGAGAAGAGAGAAAAAGAUGAGCUUGUAUGUUAGGGGAAGGGAGUUGAGAGGAGCUUUGAGUGGUGGGUUGCCAUUGUGCAUUCUCAUGUAUAGGGAGAAUUAUUUAAAUGUUUCUGACCUUGACCACAAUCAUCCUUCUUCUGGUGUGUCUCUUUUGCAGGAAAACCAAGAUGUGUUUCCGGAUGAGAUACCUUCGGGUUUGCCACCUAUUAGGGCCUAUAAGAGUAGUCCAGCUGAGACUAAGGAACUUCAAAGACAGGUAGAUGAGCUUUUGGCUAAGGGACACGUCCACGAGAGCAUGAGUCCUUGUGCAGUUCCUGUUUUGCUUUUUGUUGUUGACUACUUUGAUGAUAUUCUUAUCUAUAGCAAAAACAUUGAUGAUCAUUUGCAUCAUUUGAAACUUGUGUUUGAUGUAUUGAGAAAAGAAAAAUUUCAAGGCAUUGAAGUAGAUGAUGAAAAAGUUAAGGCAAUUAGAGAUUGGCCAACACCUAAAAAUGCAUAUGAAGUUAGGAGUUUUCAUGGAUUAGUAAGUUUUUAUAGAAGAUUUAUGCCUAACUUUAGUUCAUUGGCUGCUCCAUUAAAUGAACUUGUCAAAAAGAAUGUGCCAUUUUUUUGGGGUAAAGAACAUGAACAUGCAUUUUCCAUGCUUAAGGGGAAAUUGUGUUCUGCACCUUUAUUAAUUUUGCCUAAUUUUGACAAAACAUUUGAGAUUGAAUGUGAUGCAUCAAGUGGAGGGAUUGGAGCUAUUCUCAUGCAAGAGAAACGCCCAAUUGCUUACUUUAGUGAAAAGUUGCAUGGUGCCGCAUUGAAUUAUUUUAUAUAUGACAAAGAAUUGUAUGCAUUAGUUAGGACAUUAGAUACAUGGCAACAUUAUCUGUGGCCUAAGAAAUUUAUCAUACAUUCUGAUCAUGAGUCUUUAAAGUAUAUCAAAAGCCAACAUAAGUUGAGUAGGAGACAUGCUAAAUGGGUAGAAUUUAUAGAGUCUUUUCCUUAUGUUGUGAAAUAUAAGCAGGGCAAAGAGAAUGUGGUUGCUGAUGCACUCUCUCGCAGAAGUUCUUUGAGGGAAUUGCUUGUAAAUGAGAGUCAUAGUGGAGGCCUUAUGGGGCAUUUUGGUGUCGCCAAAACACUAGAUGUCCUUAGGGAGUACUUCUUUUGGCCCCACAUAAGAAAAGAUGUUGAGAGACUAUGUGCUAGAUGUGAGACUUGCAAGAGAGCAAAGUCUAAGGUGAUGCCUCAUGAGCUAUACACACCUCUACCCGUGCCUAAGCAUCCUUGGGUUGAUUUGUCCAUGGACUUUGUCUUGGGUUUGCCUAGGUCACAAAGGGGUCAUGAUUCUGUUUUAGUUGUUGUGGAUAGGUUUUCAAAAAUGGCACAUUUUAUCCCAUGUCACAAAACUGAUGAUGCUACAUAUGUUGCUAAUAUAUUCUUUAGGGAGGUUGUUAGGUUACAUGGUAUACCCAGAACCAUUGUGAGUGAUAGGGAUGUAAAAUUCUUGAGUCAUUUUUGGAAGGUUAUAUGGGGAAAAUUGGGAACUAAGUUACUUUUCUCUAUUACUUGCCAUCCCCAAACUGAUGGCCAAACAGAAGUAGUGAAUAGGACCUUAGUCACACUUUUGAGAGCUGGGAACUCUCCUUUUGAGCUUAUUUAUGGUUUUAAUCCACUUACUCCCUUAGAUUUUUUACCAUUGCCUAUUUAUCAUGUUGCUUCAUUGGAUGGUGACUUAGCAUGGAUCCAUUUGAGAAAGGAAAGGUUUCCUAACCAAAGGAAAUCCAAGUUGCAUCCUAGAAGUGAUGGCCCUUUUCAAGUGCUUGAAAGAAUUAACAAUAAUGCUUAUAAGAUAGAAUUGCCUAGUGAUUAUGGAGUUAGUAAUACUUUUAAUGUAACUGAUCUUACUUCUUUCCUUGGUUCAGAAAUGAAUUCGAGGACGAAUUCUUCUCAAGUGGGAGAGGAUGAUGAGGAUCACCAUGGAGCACCACCACCCUUCAAAGGGGCAAUCACUAGGGCGAUAGCUAAGCAACUUCAAAGCAUGCUCAUGGACCAUAAAAGGAUUUUCAACUUAGAAGGGGAGCUGCAUAAGGAAGGCCUAGCUUGCUUGCUGCAAGAAUCUAAGUGGAUCACCAUGUGCCAAGUUGAAGCUUCCAUUGCCAUACCACCAACCAUGUCAGCUUCCAUUGCCACAUCACCAUCCACCUUGGACAUGCCUCACUCCACCUUGGAGUCCACUUAG